Molecule: messenger RNA, 1295 nt
Organism: Cannabis sativa
Lineage: Eukaryota; Viridiplantae; Streptophyta; Magnoliopsida; Rosales; Cannabaceae
Exons: 4
Coding region: 682-1056 (124 amino acids)
Source: RefSeq, a predicted model, not a curated record
AGCAAUUACACCAAGACUUGAACACUUUAACUUGACCACAAUACGCACUAAGCACUCACUCUUUUAUUUUAUCACUAGACACCUUUACUACACACUUGUGUAUAACUCACACUUUUGGGAUACUUGUGUAUAACUCACACACUUUAGACUCUUUUUCUCACACUUGAACUCUCUUGCUCAAACUUACAUCUUAAGCACACACCUCACUUAUAUUUAUAGGCUACAAAGGAUGUAUCUAAAGAUUUCUAGAUUUUUCUAAUUUACUAGCUAAUUAAUUACUUCUUACUAUUUUCUAAACAACUCUAGAAUUAUCUAAUCUUAGUUCUAGUAAUUCUAAGUUUUCUCUAAAACUUUCUAGAGUGUUCUUGAUUUUUCUUACAAAUUUCUUAGAACAUUGUAAAACAUUUUAACAUAUUCUAGAUUUGAUAAUGAUUUUUAACAGAAAAAAGCUCACUCACCCUCACUUCAGAAAGAUUUGGUUCUUUGUCUAGGAAAUCAAUCACCAUUGUAAUUACAUUUGAUUUCGUUACAUUUGAUUUUGAUUUCAAGGUCAAUCGUUGUGCUCUUUUGGGGAAAUACAAGCGUAAAUUGCGAAUUAGAUGCAAAUGAUACAAACUUUAAUCAAGAUCAAACUCAAAGUCAGAAACGAAGUUGAAAAACGAUUUAUCAGCGACGCUUACAAUGGAGGUUGUUCAUGAAGAAUAUAUUGGAAUGGAUAUUUUCACUUUUCAGAGAAAGGGAUCCGAUUCUAAACUCCGUUUUCUUUCGCUCACCGCCAUUUGGUCUGAUGCAAUUCUUCAAUCUGGAAAGGUUCCCAAAGGAUGGGACAAGUUGGUUGUGUCUGUUGUCUCUGUAGAAACAGAUUUAUCUUCCUCUCCAAUUUCAGAUUUGCGAUCUCCUAAACCCAAUUUCAGUUCCUCUGUAAAAUGCCUCUACCCUCUCAAAUACCCCUCUUUUCCAAUUCUCUUAUGGUUCUCCCAUUCGAAAGCAAACAAAUUGCGUAGUGGUCAUUCUUUGUUGGUAGCGAUCAAGUAUAACUCUUGUGGUUCUAGGUGAAAAAGCACUUCAGGAACUAAUAUUUACGUGGGCUUCUGCUGAAGUUACUACAUAACUUGAAGCGUGAAGGAUGAUCAAAUUCCUAUUGAAAGGUCCAAUGGAAGGUCAGUGAAAGUGAGAAUAGUUGAUAUAGGAAAGAAUUAUUUGAUGAGCAACUAAGUAGAGAUACGGGUUGGUGAUCUAUCUUGUACAGAGUUUUUGUUAAUGUAUGAAAAAGUAAAAUAAAUUAACUUUGUUGU